CCAGUCCCAAUGUGAUGUCAUAAGCUCCCAGGUGCCCAGUGCGCAGCCGGCCACAGAGAAGUGGGUGACUUAGGAGUAUCCUCUCCGCUUCUGACCCCUGGUUUCAUCCGCGCACAACUUGCUCAAAAUGGGCAACUCACUAGGCAUAUUUUGUUCCUGGUUCCGCCGCAGGUUCCGGCCACGCCAUCAGCAACCUGCUCCUCUAAGGGCAUUGUGUCCCUGGUCCGAGCGCAGGUCCUGGCCACGCAUUUGGCAUCGUGGACGUCUUGUCUGUGAGGGCUUCCCAGCUGGCUGGGCUCACCCCGCGGCUCCUGCACCUGUGCCUGCCCCUGGAAACCUGGGCUGUUCCCGAUUCCUUUUCAACCCUCAGCAACAUCCUGGGCCUUCUUUUCCAGCCAGGUGGGAUGGUGCCCCUAUGAGGCUGUGUCUUCUCCCUCGGAACAGGGGCACCCCACUGAGGGUCCCGCCUCCUGUGGUCUGGAGCCCCCCCUCAAGGAAGAAACCUGUGCUGUCGGCUCGCAACUCCAGGAUGUUUGGACACCCCAGCCCCGUGAGGAUCCCUCCUCUCAGAGGCAAGUUUAACCUCCAACUGCCUUUAUUAGAUAAGCGGGUGAUCCCAGCCAGGAUCCCGAAGAUAGAAGAAGAGCCCGAAGAACCAAUGGAAGUGGAUCAGGUAGAGACCCAGGAGGACAAUAAAAGGGGCCCCUGUAGCAAUGGGGAAGCAGCCUCCACCUCUAGGCCCCUGGAGACUCAGAGAAACCUCACUUCCUCCGGGUGCAGUCCCAGGCCCUUGGAGGGAAAUGUCCACCUCAAGAGCGUGACAAAAAAGAACCAGAAU
Piliocolobus tephrosceles (Ugandan red Colobus) is the source of this 838-nucleotide messenger RNA. RefSeq names its product putative UPF0607 protein. The annotation marks the transcript as partial. The record is from RefSeq and is a predicted model, not a curated record. The transcript has a single exon. Lineage: Eukaryota; Metazoa; Chordata; Mammalia; Primates; Cercopithecidae.